Molecule: messenger RNA, 543 nt
Organism: Penicillium mononematosum
Lineage: Eukaryota; Fungi; Ascomycota; Eurotiomycetes; Eurotiales; Aspergillaceae
Exons: 1
Coding region: 1-543 (180 amino acids)
Source: RefSeq, a predicted model, not a curated record
AUGUCUUCUAUCUCCAUCAGACUCCCCAAAGUCCAUCCUAGCGAAGGAACAAAGUGCGCCCCACCAACCGACUUCAUCCUCGGGACAUGGCACGUAACCCACUCCAGCCUCCCUUUGUGGAAAGGCAAGCGCAACGUCAACAUCACCUACUCCCUACUCCCUGCAGAUUCUGCCGCUGCACAAAAGAUCGACGACCUGGUACAAUACCAAGCCAUUGACUCUGAGAGAAUCAAAUCCGUCCACGGCAUCGACACCCCAACGCCAGGUAACCCCGGCGCCUGGGAUUGGCGUGGCAAAGGCUGGCUGAGGAUCGCGAGCUCGCACUGGGAGUGUCUCGGGUUCGGUCAUGAUGGCGGUAAUCAGUGGAUUGUCACGUACUUUGAUAAAACGCUCUUCACUCCUGCGGGCAUUGAUAUCUACUCUCGGAAUAAAGAGGGUCUUACACAGUCUACCGUCGAGCAGAUACUCGAUGCUCUUAGGGGGCUUGGGGUUGAAGAUGUUACCGACCUCGUUAAUAGCGUCUUUGAGAUCCCUCGGAACUAG